Orbicella faveolata is the source of this 2031-nucleotide messenger RNA. RefSeq names its product heterogeneous nuclear ribonucleoprotein L-like. NCBI's taxonomy places the organism in Eukaryota, Metazoa, Cnidaria, Anthozoa, Scleractinia, Merulinidae. Gene Ontology annotation, molecular function: RNA binding. The record is from RefSeq and is a predicted model, not a curated record.
CGAAGGCAGGUGACAAGUGUACCGAGAGCAUUGUGGGUAGGCAGUGAUUCGGAUUCAACAUGGCGGAAAAACAUGCGCUCGAUUGCAGUGAUAGCAGUUAUGCCGAAGGUGGGUACGAAAAUGGCAGUUUCAAGCGGCAAAGAGUUGAUUCAGGAGCUGCGGAAGGAUACGAACAAAGAUCUUACCAAGACUCUGGAGGUCGUAGCAAUCCGCAUUAUACGGAACCCUCGCCAGUAGUUCAUGUCCGUGGUAUUGCGGACGAAGCCCGCGAACAAGAUCUGUUGCAUGCUCUUUCAUCGUUCGGUACCAUCAGUUGUGUAACGAUGAUGCCGAAGCUGCGACAAGCGUUGGUGGAAUUUGAAGACAUUUCAUCUGCAAAGUCCCUCAUGGGAUAUACUCAGAGUGGACAGACCAUUGUUUUACGUGGAAGACCUGCGUACUUCAAUUACUCGAAAAGCAAGAGUAUAUCAAAGAACCUCUCCGUACAGCAGGAGCUUCCCGUGAACAGAAUUCUUUUGAUCACCGUAAUAAAUCCUCAAUAUCCAAUCACGACAGACAUUCUUCACACUAUCUUCAGUAAACAAGGUCAUGUCUUAAGGAUUGUCAUCUUCAGAAAAAGUGGAUUACAGGCAAUGGUUGAAUUUGCGUCUGUGGACCAAGCACAACAAGCCAAAGAUGCCUUGAAUGGAGCUGAUAUUUACACUGGCUGUAACACACUGAAAAUAGAAUACUCAAGGGCCACCUCACUUAAUGUUUACAAGAAUGAUGAAGAAACAUUUGAUUAUACAGAAGACAAGGCAUAUGGUGUUGCUCCGCCAAGGCCACCAAUGAAAGAAGGUCUCCUCAGUCGCCCUCCAGGGGGACCAUAUCCUGGUCGAGGAGGGAUGGCAAUGCAUGCUCCCCGGCCCUUACUUCAGCCAUCACCCAUGGCGGGAGGUUGUGUUCUCAUGGUGUAUGGACUGCAUGAGCACAAGAUGAAUUGUGAUCGAGUCUUCAAUAUUCUUUGCUGCUAUGGGAAUGUUCUGAAGGUGAAGUUCCUGAUGAACAAGCGUGGUGCUGCCAUGGUAGAGAUGGGUGAUCACAUUGCUUGUAACACAGUUAUUCAGUGUCUGGGAGGACAGCAGCUCUUUGGCAGCCAGAUUGACUUCAGUUUUUCUAAGCAGAAGUAUCUUGUGGAUUCCUCAUCUGUCAUGAAUUUGCCAGAUGGGACACCGUGUUACAAGACAUACUCUAAUUCCAAGAAUCAGCGCUUCUGGACACCAGAACAAAGCAGCAAGAAUCGCAUUUUUUCUCCUACAAAAGUCUUGCAUUUCUUUAAUGCUCCGCCGGACUUUUCUACAGAAAAAGUCAACGAGAUGUGUUCAAAUUGUGCAGUCGAACGUCCGGUUGCUGUCAAAGUGUUUCCUAAUGCUACUCGUUCAGCAGCAGGUCUUAUGGAAUGGGAAAAUCCGUCCCAGGCCCUUGAGGUUCUGGCAGCGUGUAAUCAUUACGUCAUACGUGAUGCUGCUGCCAAGACAAUCUUCACAGUUAAACUCGCCUUUUCGUCCAUGUCAAGCGCACAAUAACAAGGGGCCUGUUGCCAACUCUACUCACAUUACCCCUGGCAUUUUUCGUCGACGUUGACUACCCUGUCAGGGGUAGGGAAAGGAUUUAAUCGACACCGAAACUCGGACAUGGGACGGCAGAAAGAACUUUGCAAGCGACAACUUCAAGUCGCGAUUUAUUUUUAAGUUAAAAUGACUUGGAGAGAAGUAUUAGGAAAAAGUUAUAAACAAACCACAAGAGUUUCUUCGAGUUAACGUUUUGUUACUUUAUUACUUUAUUUUAACAGCAUUUUACUUGAAACUUUCUUUUGCAUUUCAUCAAGUGCUUAAAGAUAAUUAUAUUUUAGCGUUGAAUUCCGUGAUAACAUUUCGUCCAGUUAGACGUAGAUGUGGAAAAUUUUAUGGUAUGAGAGAAUUAACUUUACAGUUAUGUAUUUACCAAACUGACACUUACUGAGAUUAUUAAAAUACCCAAUAUUACAGAAAG